Cinara cedri is the source of this 23373-nucleotide messenger RNA. NCBI's taxonomy places the organism in Eukaryota, Metazoa, Arthropoda, Insecta, Hemiptera, Aphididae. The record is from the annotation of a GenBank genome assembly.
AGUGGUAUCGUAAAUUUGUAAGCACAACAAAUAUUAUCCAACAGUUGUAUUCUUGUAUUGCUGUAUACUCCAUACUCGAACUGAUUAUCGAUUACAUAGUUAUCAUAUCAGCUGUUAUAUAAAAGUUACACCAAGUCACCAACGUAAGGAAUACCGUAAAAGGGAUGGUUUUUCAUAUUUUAUAAUUUCAACUAAAUUUGUAUCUAACUUUUACUAGUCAUACUCUUAAUUGAAAAAACUGUGAUUAGCAUUUCGCAUAUUAUACCAAAAAUCGUUUUCUUAGUUUCUCAGUAUUAAAAUAUAGUUCCUUUCUUAGUUUAUACAAUUAUUUUCUAAAGACUGCACUUUUUCCUAUUAUUUGAAACCCGACUUUUAUUAUAUUCAUCAAUUUAGUUAUAAUGGAAAAUCAGAAUUUAAUGAAUAUGGACAUUGAAUUAUCAGAACAUGAUUCAAAAACUUUAUUCGUGGACAAAAAUGAUGUCAUAUUAUCUGACGAAAUAAAAGAUAAAAACAAAAAUGAUAUUGAUGAACAUAUUCUAAUGCCAGACAAAAUUAUCACUGCAGAAAAAUUGUUGCCACUUGAAAACACUUUUGAAGUAAUUGAACAGGAAUUUACAACUUUACAUGAUAAUGAAGCUGUAGAAGUUACAAUGAUAUCUAAAGAUGAAGAAAAAGAAAAAAUAUUAGAAAAUGAUCCAAUGUCAACUUCUAAAAUUGAAGAUCUUGCUAUUCCCCUUAAAACUGAAUCUCCCAAAGAAUCUCCAAAAGAAGAACUUAUGGUUUCUGAAAAAUUAGAGUCCAAGAUUGAUAUUAUAAAAACGGCUAUAAGUCAAGAAAAUGAAUCCAUUGUACAAUCUGAAAUUAAAAUAGACACCCCUGAAGUUAUUCCUAGAGUGACUUCUAAGAAAGUUACCGAUGAAGAUGUUUGUGAUAUAAAGAUUGGACCCGAUGAACUAUUUUGCAGAAUUGGAUUAGGUAAGAUUUUAAAACUAUAAUUAAAAUAUAAUAUUACAAUAUAAAUAUCACUGUAUAUAAGUAUAAUGUAUAAUUAUAUUACAUUCUAUUGAGAAAAUGACCAACUUAGUUAAGGGAAUUUGUGACAGUUUUCUAAUUUUAUAAAAUUUAAAAAUCAUUUUUUUUCUUUUGAUGCUUACCAUAUUGACUUAUAUUAAUCUACUAACCAAUAUAUCCAUUUAUGUGCAAGGUUUGUGGCUGUUUUUACGGAUAAAUAAGAUAUAUUAGACCAAAAAACCAAAUAAAACUGUAGAUAUUGUGUUUAAUGGAUCUAAGUUUUAAAAUACAAUCAAAUUUUUCUACAAUUUCAAAUAAAAACCUUAAAUUUUUAUUUUAAAAUUAUUCUUAUAAAAAUCUAAAGAUUAAAUAAUCAUAAACUGUUUUUACAAUUGAAAUCUGUCAAUCAUAAUUCCUACAGUUUUGCCUGGCUUUUAAAAGGAUGCAACUUCAAUAUAUAGUAUCUUCAUCUUACAAACGCGAGACAUAUCAAAUUUUGUGCUGUUAGUUUUAAUAUUAAAGCAAAUCAACCUAUUGCCAAAAUUACAGAUAAAAAUUUGUAUAUGCCUUAUCAUUGACGAUUUUUUAAUAUUUUUAUUUUUAAGCGAGAUGGAUAUAUGAAAUAUCACAGAAAUAAUUGUAUUUUACUCUAAGAUACUGAAAAAAAAACAUCAACGUUUAGGUAGACAAUCUUCUCACCUUUAAGUUUUGUAAUAAACAAAUUUACUCAGAUAUGGAUUGAGAAAAUAGAAAAUGAUUCAGAAAUGGUCAACAAAAAUAUACAAAUUGAGGAGACAUAUAAUAGGAACUGAUGGAAUUAUGUUUUGGUCACAGCAAUGAGACUUCAUGGUCUGCUAAGCUGUUAAAAAAAAAUAAUAGGUCAAAUUUACUUUAAUAUUAUAACUAACACCAUAAAAUUUGUUAUACUACAUGCAAAUUUUCUACGUUUGUAUAUUACAUUUGUAAGACGGAGAUAGUAAAUGCGGGUGUGGUAUCCUUUUAAGUUUUAGGUUUAAUUAAAUAUACACUGUCACUAAUUCCCCUUAAAUAUAAUAUAAUUUCUAUUUUAGAUGAAGGAAAGAAACCUCAAGUUAUUUAUGAGGAUACACAGUGAAUUGUUGGGCAUAUUUCUAAUAAUAUUAGUGGGUACUUUUAGCUUUUACUUAUUAUAGGUGAAAUAUUCAUGGAAAUUCAUAUUUUAAGUAAUACUUUUUUAUUUAUUUUUUAACAUUAAAAACUGAAUAAAAAAAACUAUAGUGGGCGUUAUUAAUUAGGAUAUGGGUUGAUUAUGAUCAUAAUUUUUAAAUGUUCUAAUAAUAAUAUUUAUUGCAUUUAAGAAAAAACAUAUGUAACAAAUUAAAAGAAACAUAAUGUAAAUGAUUAUAUCUAAAAACCUAGCCUUCUUGAGAAAAACUGUUUUUAUCCAGAAAACAUUCUUAAGUUAUAAGCUAUACUUUAACAAAUAACAACUUUAUUUAAAAUAAUAUUAAGUAGUCAUGAUGAUGAUACAUAGCGUCUUAUAUCUCCAUUUGAUUAAUAUUUUCUACCAACAAAAUAAGAAAUAUUGGGAUGACAAUAAAUUGAAAGUAGAAAAUAUUAUUUUAUGACCAAAUUCAAUAAUUGUAACUUCUGUUGAAUAAUAAUUUCAUUUGAGUCAAAUGGACAUUUAUUUUACUGGCCUAAUGAAAUAAAAAUAUAUUUUAGUUUUCCUAAAAUUAUAGACACUCACUGGUCAUCUAUCAAAAUUAAAAAUGUUAACUUAGUAAGGUUACUACUGCCUCAACUUACUAUAUUCUGCUCUGAAUAUAUUUUUUAACAAUACAAUAUUACCUAUAAGUAAUUCAAUUAUAUUAAGAAGUAUCCAAUAUAUUGUUUUUAAGUGUAUAUUCUAAUGAGUUUAUUAAUAAGUAGACACUUAUCUACUGUAUUAUAUUUACAUACAUACAUUUGCCUGAGGCAUAUUGAAGUAUGGAAAACUUGAACUAGUAUGUAUAAUUAUGAGUUAAAAUAUGUCUUGUUAUUUAUUCGGUUUAUGACAAAGUAUAACUGUGUCAAACUAAUUAAUUAUAAGUAUUUUUAUUUCACAUUUUAUCUAUGAAAUGUUGGUAAACAUAAUAAGUAUAAAUAGAUUAAUUACUUACGGAAUUUUCUUUCUAAAAAAAAGUCUAUCAUUCAUAUAAAAAAAUUGUGUGUAAACUGUUACUUAUUACACUCAUCAUGAAAGUACGGAUAAAUAGUUUAAAAUACAAAAUUCAAUUAAUGUAUGAAACAUAUUGUAUGGUGUCCACAUAUUAAAGGCAAUAAUUCCAUUAAUUAUUACGUUGAAUAUUGAAAUGGCUAUGUAAUAUAAUGCAUUCAUAUUUACUGACGUUUGACACCUAUUGUUUUAUGAAUUAGUAUUUUAAUUUCUUUAUAAAUAUUAAUAAUUGUUAUAAAUAAUAAUUUUAAUAAUUACCAGUAUGUGUAUCGUGUGUUACCUAUAAAGCAAAUAUUUGAAUUUAUAAUUAUUUAAAGUUUCUAGAAUUAACUUAAUUUAAACACACACCUAAGAUUAUAAAGAAUUUCAUUUUCUGUUAGAAACCUUAUAAUAUUAUAAAAUAUAAUAUCAAUAUCAAUUUUUUCAUUAUAAUAUUAUUGUAGGCAUAAGAAAUCUAUGAAUUAUCCAUAAUAAAGCCCGUAAAAUGUUUAAAUAAUGUGUAUAUUUAAUUGUGUAGUAUUAGUCUUUGUCUAACAUUUAAAUUUAAAUACAUUUUUAAUGAUUUUCUGCUUUCCUAUCCUAUCAAAAUGAUAGUGAAAAAUAUAAACAACGUAAGUAAGUUGUCCUCAUCAAGAUAGUAUUUGUGAUAGUUACUAUCAUUAUUACAAUAGAACUAAAACUAUCAUACAAAUAUACAGAUAUGUACAAUAAACAUUGUUAUUAAAUUAUAAAUUAUUGUACAUAUCUGUGUGCAAGUAAAAUGAUAUUUUGAUAGUGUGAUUUGUGUGAUAGUUUUGUUUACAUCAUAGACUAAGGUAUUAUAUAGAAAAUAGCAAGACAGGUAUGAGGGGACUGUCCACAAAAAUCAACUGAUUAUGCAGAAUUAUUUUUUCCUUAUUGAGCCACAUCACACUUCAUCUUAUUGUUAUUUUUUUUUUUUUCGUGUCAGGCAUCAUAUAAUUAAAUUUAAAACAAACAUGUAAUUUAUAAAACAANACUAAAUAGAUAAUAUCAAAUAAGUAAAAUAUGUAAAAUAUAAAUAAUAAUAACACACUAAUUGUUAUUGAAGUGUCUAGUUCUAAAGAAUCCAUUAAGACAUAAUUUGUUGUCAGUUUUUAAUCUUUUAGAAACAUUUUACUGACCAAAAAAAUUUGUCCCGUAUCUAGGACAUUUUCCCUCCACAUACUUGGCAUAUUUUACCCUCGAUAACUAAUUUGUGGUUGCGUUAAGUUCUGUCAAACAAUAUGAGGAGUUCUAAAUAAAAAUUUGUUGAGUUAUUCUAUCUUGGUAAUGCGCUGGAACAAUAUGUAGUGGAGCAGUGGCAUGACGUGCAUAUAAGCAUUGUAAGCGUUGUUUACACCUUCAGUUAUUGAAUGUUAUAGGUAUAUUUUUAAGUGAACAAUUUUUGCCAUGAACAAGUUUUAGUAAUUUAAUAUUAUACAUUACAUUAUGCAAUCGUAUGAGAUGACAUUUAAGCAACUUUCAAAUAUAUUACAAGACCAAUCAUUGUGAUGUGAAUAGCAUGAUAUAACUACAUAAGACACUGCAAUAUUUAAAUUCCCAUCGGUUAUUAUCACUCAUUGACUUCAAACAGUUCAAAAUAUUAUUAUUACUCGAUAAUGUCUAGUUUUGAAUUAUGGUUGAUUAUUUAAAUCAUUUUUGAUAAUAUUUGUAUUAAAUAAAUUGUGAGCGGCUUUCUAGAGGUGAUGAAGGUACUGGUAGGUAUACACUUUUUGGUGAUUUUGCACUUACUGACUACAUCGGAUAAUUUGAAUAUCGGCUCAUGGUUUUGAAAAAAUAUCGGAUCGAUUAUCGGUUUUAUAUCGGUAGCGAAUAUUUGAAAUUUGAAUAUCGGAUAUCGGGAAAAAGGCUCACCACUAAUAUUUUCAUUAUCAGCCGGGUAUACACCAAACGCUCAGAAAAUCAUAACGUUACUGUAAGAUUUGGCGGGUUUGGUAUAGACGGGUUUCGCGCACGAUAUAUUACAUGACUGUACGUACUACGUGUUGCACGUUUGUUCCGUGUUCGGAAUGCUAUAGGUACAUCAAAGGUUUUCGGGCGCGUUUUGUUUCAUUUGGUUUGGACGGCCGUCGUCAGUCCAGUACGUCUGGUUCAACGCUUAGACGAACAUUCGAAAACGUUUAACCAUGUUUGCGUCGCGGUAUAGACGCUCGGGUUUGCGAGGACGUACGUCGUAUAGGCGAAACAUUGUUGCAGUAUGUUGAACGCGGACGCGCGUUUGUUGCGGACCCGGCAUCCCGGUUUUAGUUAUAAUAUAAUAAUGAGCUGCAGUUAUUUAAGUUUUAGUCAUAGAUAUAGAACUAUUGUAUUCUAUAUCCAUGGUUUUAGUAUUAGUAUUAGUUUGAGGAGCAAAGGUCUUCUUCGGUACACUAAAAAUCCGAGAAGUUGAUCUCAUUUCAACAGUUCAACUUCUCGAGUGGACUUGCCAACAAAUUCUAAUUUGUUUCCAGAGCUCCUGUCGCGGUGUAUGUUAAAAGUGUAAACAAAAAAAUUAUGGUUAUUAAUUAAGUUUCCAUAUUUGUUUUAAUUUUUAUUAUAUUUGGUAAAACCCAACUGAAUAUAAUUUAAAACUUCAAAAUUAUUCUGAUACCUAUAGCUUUAUCAUACAAAUUAUUUGUUAUUUGUUAUUUAUAUCAAUACCUAUGCACUUUGUUGUUAAAUCUAAACAUCUUAUCGAUUAAUGUUAUUAUAUUUUGUGAUUAUAAUACGACUAGGUAUACUAUUUAUCAUCAUAAAAUAAAUAUAUAACCUAUAACGUCGGCGAUCGGUGUGAAAUUACCCAUAAUCGAAAGCAGGUUUGCUGUAAAUUGAAAAGUAAUAACUGUUGAUUCCUUCCCAUUACUUCACCACUACAACAGUAUUAAAUGUUCGACUAUUUAGUUUGUGUCUUGGACAAUUAUAUUAAACACGUGACUUGAACUAUUUGUGCUUAACUACAGUUAUAAGGUUUAUUUAUUUUCUUAAUAUCGUUUUACUCAUAUUUGUAUUUCAUGAAUUAAAUAAUCAUUACAAUAUUCAAAAACAUCAUACCUAACGAAAUUUGAAUUAAAUUUAUCUUGAAUAAUUAUUAAACAUGAAUACAGAAGGAAAUCAAGAUAUCAAUGUUUUAAAUGUUCCUGUUAAAGACAUUUUGAGUAUUAUGAUUCAACCUAGUGAGUGAUGAUAAUUAUUGUUCAUUAAUUAAUUUUUUUUAUUAAAUCUGAACUAAUACAGUUUUAUUAAAUAAACAUAUCUAUUUAAAAUUAGUUACAGGUAUAUAACAAUCUGUAUAUUAGGUACCUACAUAUUAUAAUACCUACUAAUUAGAUCAAAUAUAUUUUUUACAUGUUGUGAAAUGGUUUAGUUAAAGGCUUAUAACAGUAAUUGAAAAGGUUUUACAAAACUCAUAGAUUACUAAUUUCAGACAAACCAGAUGUAUUUCAAAAAUUAGAAAAUUAAUGAUGUUUUAUAUUUAUACCAUAUAGGUAUUAUGCUUAUUAGUAUAUUAAAUUAUAAUUUAUUCAUAAUACAAAUUAUACCUAUAAGUUUUAUUUUAAAUAGUAUUAUAAUACAAUAAUAAACUUUUUUGUUUUUAGAUAAAUGGUUUAAUCCUGAGAAGUUGCCUCCAAAAGGUAUGUAAUCUAUCUUAAUAUUGCUCUGGAUUAAUUUACGUUUUUAAGUACAUAAUAUUUAAUUGUUACAAGUGAACCAGUAAACUGUUCAUUAAUAUUUAUAUAAUUAUUUUUAUUACACCAUCAGUGAUAUGCCUAACUAAAAGAGGACAGGGAAAAAGUAUUUUGUGGUUUUAGUAUUAUUUGAAAAAUAAAUUUGUAUAGGUUACAAAAUUAUAAUAAUUAAUUACAUAUUUACUUUUCAUUUUUAAACUAUAUAACAUACCAGGUGAUUCAUUUAAGUGGGUACACUAUCUCGGAAAGUAUUAACUUCUUCUGGAAUUCGUUUUUUAGAACAUUUAAGAAACUAGCUGCUCCGCAAUUUUAUAUUUGUGUUAUUUUUUUCGUCGCUCUUAUUGUUUAGGGUAAAACAACAACUAUUUACUUUUGAUUUUCAAAUAGCACCUAUAUUAAAAAUACAUUUUUGAUUUCUGUCAAGCUGUUAAUGAGGUAUAUCACUUUUAAUUUUAGGUUAGAGGAGAGUAGUUGUGCAUUAUUAACCGUCACACUAAUGAUACUAUGAUACUCUACUAUUACUAUUCUUUUCCAACCUAAACUUAAAAAUGGAAUAUCUUUUCAGUGGAUCAACAGAAAUAAAAAAUUUCAACACCACAAUUUAUUUUAACUAAUACUCAAUUUAUUUAUGAACUUUUUAAUAGAGAUUAUUAUUUGAAAAUCAAAUGUAGGUAGUUGUGUGGUGACAAAAAAUAUCAAAAAUACAGAAAAAGUUAAUACUUUCCAAGAUAAUGAGUGAUAACAGAUUUUAUUUAUAGUCAUGUCAUUGUAUACUAUUACUAUUACAAUUCAUAAUUUAGCCAAUUUAUGUACACAUCAACAGAUACCUAUCCUACAUAAAUGGUGUACAGUGUACUAGUUACUAGAUAAUGUUUUACGGAUGAACUUUUGUAUUUACUUACUGAUGGAUAACAUAAUGCUGAUAUAAAGUUUCUACUUUACCUUCUCCAAGGUGAAUUUAAAAUAUCAAGGCCAAGUAUUUAAUAUAUUCUAGCAUUUCUUUGUAAUAUUAGAUCUCGCAAAUUUCCACAUACUUAUCCAGAUCAAAUUUCAUAAAUAAUGUUAACUUAAAUUAUUUUGUACAUCAUUCAUAUUCAUAAUAUUUGUUGGUUUUUUAGUUAUAUUAUUAUUUUAUAUUAUAAGGAUCUACUGUAUACUUUUUGUAUUGUUUUCGUGAGAUUAUUGAUUUUCAAAUGUAAUAAUAUUAUUGUUAAUUUAAGAUUAUUGCGAAUCUUCAUUAUAAUAACACUACAUAUUUUUAUAAUAAUUUUUUAAGAAUAUAAACUAUAUUACUAUAAUAAUAUAUCUAACCUAAAUUAGGUAUACCUAUUCAUUGAAAUCUCUAAUUUUUAAUGUCCAUUAUUGAGUGACAUAAGGUAUUUAGGUGUAUUUUGACUUUGUAACCGUGAGGUUUUCAUGAGCUGAUCUCUAUUAUUCUUUCUAGCAAAUAGUUUAAUGAAUUUCAUAUCUGUCUUUUUUUCAUUGAUAAGGCGAUAUACUAUUUAGUGAUGUUCGGUUACUAGUUAGACUAAACUCAUGUGAUGAGUAGAUGAAUAAUAAUAUUUUUUUAAUUUGAUCAAAUAUGCAAUAUGUUUUAAUGUAUAUUUUUCUAGUUGACAUUUGUAGUUAUAAUAAAAAAUACAGUUCAUUUUGUUUUAUUUAUAUUGAUCAAAUUUAGUUAUCAAUGUUCUAGUGAAACUUGUAGAAAAUCAAGUAAAUUCUAUAACAUUUCUUGGGUCAUACAGUAUUGGAUAUGAAAAUUAAAAUUAGCUUUCCGAAUUACUGAACAUAAUAUACAUGUGCCCCAUAAAGAUAUACCCAUUGUAAUAUUGCAAUUAAUUUUCUAUGUUUUGGUUAAAAAUAACUAUUUUAUUAUUUUUGAACAAUUUGAAAAUUCUUCUGAAAAUGUUUAUGUAUCAAAUUUUAUUUUAAUUAAAUUCGUGUUUUUUAAAGUUUAGAGAAAAAAUGUAUACAGUCAAAUGUAGUAAUAAUAAUAAAUUAGAGAAUGUGGUUACAGUCUGCUACAUAACUAUAGGUACUUUUCUCUGAACUUCAAAAAAUUAAUUAAAUCACGAUGUAAUGAAAAUUAAAAUAUUUUUUUAAGUUUUUUUAUUAAAGCGUAACAAAAUAUUUUUAAUAUAAAUAUUGGUAGUCAUUAUCCCUGUGUUAUACAAACAGAAUUUGAUUAUCCUUAUUAUCUCUAGAUAUAAUACAAUUUGUAUAUCUUUGUGUGACAUCUUAUAGUUAAAUUUUUCAGAUGACAUAUAAUGCAAAAUUAAUGAUGAAACCUUUACUAUCGAUUUUAUCACCAUAUUAUAAUUAUAUUGUCCAUUUUAAGAAAAUUUGAUUGACUUAAUAAAUCAAUGUUUGCAAUAUUAAUCAUUUAUAAAUUGUCUAAAAUAAUAGAAAAAAUAAUAUGUGUUUAAGUUAGUAGAUUAACAUUUAGUCUCUGGGUAUGUUUUUAAUGUCGUAUCAAUUAUCAUAAAAUUAUCAAAUCAUAAUGUUUAAUUUGUAAGAAACACAAAUUAAUUAAAAAAUGAUCGUAAUACAAUCUUGUACUUAUUAAUUUUAAAUUUUAAAAUGUUUAUAUAUUUUAAAUUUCCUACUGAAUUAAGCUGAAAUUAUAUUAAAUUGAGCAUACCUAGCUAUAAUUAUUAUGCUUGGGAAAAGAAUUAUAAAGCUUAAUUUCCCUGUAGAGCGGAGUCCAUUUAUUUGAUUUACAAUAUUGAUGGAAACGUAAAACAUUAAGCCAUACCAUUGAUGAAAUACAAAUUAUUUUAAAUACAGUAAACAGAUAUUUUUAAUUUGGGUUUCAAUGUUAUCAAUUUAUUUACCAUUGAGACAAUAAAGUAUCAUCAGUAAAAAUGUUGAAAUGGGUACAUAGACUUACUCGGUAGUAAACUACUAACGGCCCACUUCACAACAACAACAAAAAAAAAAAAAUAAUUUUUCACUAUUCAUGCUAUCAAACAUAUUUUGUUAAAGUUUUGGGUUCUGAGAUCUAGUAUAGGUUGUAGCACGCCUAUAAAUUUAUUAUGUGCAGUCUGGCCUAAAAUUUUAAAUUCUGCUGGGUGGAGAGCCACACCUAUGAAGUUAAAAAAAAUUUUUUAUUAUUAAUUCGUGGUCAUCUAUUAUGUGAUUUUACUAUUAGUUUUAGUAAAUUUCUUUUUUGGCCAAUUUAUUUUCAAUAUCAAUGAAUUAUUACAGAGGGGUAUAAUCUAGUUAAUAGUGCAAGUAACAUAUUUUAUUGGCAUUGUAUCAUCAAUGGAAUGAAGUUUGUUUUUUUUACAAAAUAGUGCCAAUUAUUUAUUAUUUUUAAACAAAUUUUAGAUUCUAAUGUAGUGCUUUAAAAUUAUUUUUAGUGUAAAAUGAGGCAUUCAAAUUUCAAAUUUCAUUAUUUUUGAUUUCAAGGAUUUAUUUUAUUUUGGCCAUUUAUCAACUAAUUAUUAUUAUUAUAUUAGUCACUAUUUAUUUGUCUUUAAAUCAAGUAGGGUGGAGUCACUUUACGUGAGUCGAAAUCGACCUAAACGCGUAAAAACGUGUGGUGCGCUUGAUACUUUUUAAAACAAUAAUUACUAUUAUUUUAUAACAUAAUGUCUUAAGAUUUAAGCCCUGUAUACACGCAGUUCAGUUCUAUGAUCGUCAAUAGUAUCAACAUAAUAAUAUAAUGUCAAUUUAUAUUUUUAUUAUUUUCCGCCAAAUCGACCACUUAUGUAUUAUAGUAUAAACCAUAUAUUUUUAUUACGUAAAAAUUAUAAUUAUAAAAAUGCGUAAAUUUUAACAUCAAAAUAAUAUUAAUAGAAGUGCUCAUAAAAUUAUUGAUCAUAUUUCAAUAUAAUCGCUUAAAGAUCGCCUAUUCACAAAACGCACGUACUGUCACGUUAAGUCGCGAACACGCGUUUGUGCAGCGUUAAAUUUAUAUAAUACAAAAUUCACGUUUAUCGUAAUAUGUGUCACGUAACUACAGCAAUAGCGGCUCUGGUUAGGAACAGCAGCAGCUGCUGCUACUCGGUUCGGGUUGCUGACGUUACGACUACCGCCGCUUCCUCUGUGCAGCGGUUGUCCCACAAAUUCGUUGGCGUUGGCCGAUAUUUCGCCGACGGGUCGUCAGCUGGUCCUGGGUUUUUUCUGCCCCGUACCGCCACGCGACCCCUCGGCGCCGUAUCUUUUACGGUCGAGACUCCCUAGUCCCUUGUCCUAUUGAUCGCGUUUGCCGCCAAUAACGCGAUACGUAUACGCACGUACACACACACACACACACACACACACAAACACACAUACACACACAUAUAUAUAGAGUGCACGAUUUGCUCGUUACACAACACGUUCGUCGUAGUACCGCGUCUCGUUCGUUUUUUAUUGCGCCGCAAUAAUAUUAUAAUAUUCUACAUUAUAAUCAUUAUAAUAUUAUUAUUAUUAUCGUCCCUCGUGAUCGUUCGUUUUCCGUCGUCGUCGUUACUCGUUACCGCCGUUGCCUUCGUCAUUCAUUGUUUCGCGAACAGUCGAUUCGUUGUUCGUCAUACCGAACCGUCGUUUUACCGGUCGCACCCGUCCGUUAAAAGCUCGGUUUUUUAGCUGAACAGUAUUAUUAGAAAUAAUCGCGCGCGAGCUGUCGUGCCCGUCCGUAAAAAUAGAUUCGCCGUAUGAAAAGACUAUUUGCCCGGUCCGACUAAUAUGUGUCGCCAACAUUAGAGUACACAUUAUUGUAGUGUGACUAUAAUAAAGAAAAAAAACUCUGCGAAUAUAGUUGCCGUUUUUGUUUCUCGUGUCGAUUGCUGUAUCCUACCCGAAACAAUAAUAUUAUACUCGUUCGCGGCGUGUAGUAUUUAAUAAUUACCUGCCUAAUCUUUUCGAAAAAUAAAAUCGCCAUGGGACCCAAGAGGGAAAAACGUAAGUACACCGAAUUAAACACUAUUUACCUAAUAAUAACAUCGACUAAGGUUCAUCUACUCAGGACUAUAUUUGAUAGACGGGUACUGGGCGAGAGGAAGUAGUGUUCAAAUCGUUCGAAAACGCGAGAAAUAUUUUAGCUGGGUAAUGGACAAGAAAAUUUAAUUCAUUACCUAACAGUCGAAUGUCCAAACGUAUUUAAUUAACCAAACGUAGUAUUGUUAUUGUUAAAUUGACAUGGUUGUAAAUAAAUAACAAUUGUAAAUUGGUAUCUCGUGUCAAACUCUAAAUAACUGAUAAUAAUGAUUGGAUGGUACCUAUUCCUCGGUUUUUUUUUCUCGCAUAACCUUCGAACGGUUUUGUAGUCAUUCGCCUGUCCCAGCGUAAUUAACUCUGUGAAAUUAGCCAGUAUUAAUCAUUGUAAUUUUGUUUAGUAUCGCAUUAAUGUUGUGUAUCGAUUUAAAUUGCACAUAUACGAGGUAGGUACUUGGUAUAUUCAAGCCGUAUACGGUACGCCUAUUACAUAGUAAUAGUUCUUCUAUAUCUACUCAGACGAUUUAUUUUUGAUUAUUACCGUGAAUAUUUUCGUGGAAUUUGUCUAUAGACAUUCGCUUAUAACUCGGAAUUUUAUUUAUUUAUUCAUUCUUAUGUAAUUAACGCGUUAUAAUACAAAUAUGACUAAUACGCGGGUUAAUGUACAUUAUUACUCGCGUUAUACGCAAAUAAACAACAAAUCGUAGUUCAGUGUAUUGUUCUAUAAUGUUAAGAAAAUAAUAUUAUAAUAAUACCAUUAGCAUUUACCGUAAUGCGUCAGUAGUGCACACUGUUCGCUAUCAACUAUGAUACAGAUGUGUCGUAACAGUACGUUAGCCGAGCUAUAUAAUAUUUUUACAUUUUUUUCUGGAUGAUUUUUUUUUUUUUAAAUUGUCAUCAAACACGGUUUCUAAAUAAAGAAACGCAAGUUCAAAUAUUUACUCAGUUUUUUAUUACGGGCCUUUUUAGAUAAAAAGAUAAUUCCGUACGCCUACCCAUCGUAACAAUAGCGGUUUUGAAAUCACGUGUUUGAUUUUAAAAGUUGAACCACAGCUAUCCUGGUCCGGCUUUACCCGUGCUAAUUUAAUUGACUGUGUAAUUAAUCAAAUCCGGCAAAAUAAAUAAACAAAGAUACGAUUAUUAUUCGUCGUAUUAUAAGACAAAAAAUCACGUGUGAACCAUCUUUUUAGGGUUGAAUUCGGAGAUAACGGCAACCUUACCCUUAUUUUGAAGGUCAUGUGUACGAAAUCUCAUCAAGGUCUGAUAAAAUUAUAGAUUUGUUUAAAAACACGCAUAAAUCUUAUAUUAUACGAUAUAUAUUAUACGUAUAUUAAUCGUAAUAUUAUAAUGUACAUCAAUAGAUUUUUAUUUUUCAGAUUUAAACUAACAAAUAUAAUAUAAUUUAAAGUAUCUAUGUAAAAAUAUAGUAAUUACUGGACAAUUUCAAAGGAAUUUUAAUUUAUUUUAGAUAUCGUUUACAUACAUAUAUACAUAAUUUUAACCGUUUGUUAAAAUCAUGUAUGUUUUAACAGCUAAACAUUUUCAUCACGUUACACUCACAAGGUGUUCCUUGUACUUUAUGAAUGAAAUUAUUUACCAUACUAAAAUGAUAAAAAGUCGUUUAUUACGUAAUAAUAAAAAUGUUUGAAGGGAAACCCUCGUGAUAGUUAUUCUCGUUUUAAUCUUUAUAGUUGGUAAUAAGACAUGAAUAUGUAGGUAGAAAUCUAGUUUUUUUCUGUGUAGACUGCUAGGUCCUAGAAUUGUAAUGUACUAAUAUAAAUAUAUUAUUAUAUCUUUUUUAGACAGAUGAUGAAAAAAAUUAAGGUGCAUGUAUUUUUUUAAUACUAAAAAUAUGAAUAUAGCAAUUUUGAUGUCUAAAUUGUGGUAUUUUACAAUUUAUCCCUACCGCAUUAAUAUGCUACGCAACAGAAUAUUAACGGUUAUUUUACUAUAAAAUCAUGACUUAUCAAAUUCGAUUGUUUGAUAGCGAUAACAUAAUAUGUGACAUGUAGCAUGUUGUUUAUACCUCCUCGGCCAAAGUUUUAGUAACCGUUGUUUUUACUCAAGAGUACAUAGUUUAAAUAUUGUAUCAUAGAGUGCGCACAGUAUAUUGUAUUCUAACACAUUUUGUAGUUUUAAUAUCCCACCCAGGGGCGGUUCUUUCUCCAAUAUACUCUUAGCUUUAUUAUAUGCCUAGCUUGGUCCAUCAUUGAACUCGUUAUAAAUGUGUGCCUUACAUGCGUUUUAAAAAUUCCCCCUCCCCUCGUUAUUUUGUCCUGGAUCCGCCUCUGAUCUCGCUAUUGAAUUAUUGGUUUUCAAUUGAAUUUUAACAUUAAACUGAAUUGGUGAAAUGUAAUUUUAGUAAAAUAUUAUACAUCGGAAUACGGGAAGCUCAGUAGACAUUUUUUAGCUACUUGAGAAUGUAGAUAGUCCCUUAUGGGUAAAGUGCAGUUGUUCGAAAAUGAUUAGGAUAAAUAAUAACUGACCGAAACUCGAAAGCGUAAUUUCUACAACUAUAUAUUUUAAAUUUGUAAUAUUUGAACAUUAAUUACUAAAGGGCAGAUGUUCAUGCUCCAAAAAACUUUAAAACUUUAAUAUAUGUUGUAUACAAUUUUAAAAUACGCUCGAUAAAACGUCAUUGUAUGCCUAAAAAAAUGUAAAAAAUAUGCCCCAAAACAUUAAAUCUUUCCAUCGGUUGAAAAAACUUGUUCGCCGAAUUCAGAAACAAAUGAUCACAUUCGCUCCACUAAUGAACUUUUUCUUUUAACAUUUAAAAAAAAAAAAAAUGAUAAUUAUUUAUAAAAUACGAACACGUUAGUUCUCUCACAACUAUUAAACGAAAGCACUCGCAAAGGCGGUGAAUUGGUCUAUGAACAACGAUAAACUGUCAUGAUAAUUCAGAGUACUCAUUAGCUGUAGAAAUACCUAUUAGCCAUUGCCCAUUAGAUAUUUCCAAUCGAUUACAUUUAUCGAUAAAGAUUAAAUGUCUAAAAUAGUAAUUGAAAUAGACAAUAAUUCAAUGUUAAAUGGCAAGUAAAACCCUAAAGAAACCUAAUAUGCAUUAUUAUGUGCUGAUAAAAUAUAAAUACGCUUUGAAGGAAAAAUGGAUCAAAACAUGAUGUAAAUUUAUGCAACAUAACAAUUUUGCUUCCGUCUUUCAUAGGCCGCAAAAAAAAUUUCCAUCCUACUCUGCAACUUUUAUUAUAAAGGAAAAAAAUAUGAAAAUGCAUGAACAUCCGCCUUUUAUUAAUUAAUAUAGCUCUAUGCCUUUGGCUCCAGACGAAGCAAAUGAAAGAAAAUAAUCUUAUAUAAACUACAAUUUGUUAUGUAAAACCAUGUCGGUUGGUAUUUUAUUUUGUGUGCGGUGUGUACAGUAUGUUAAUAUACGACCGGACCGGAUUUUUCGAACAAGUGCCAUUCACCGGUUGCCCUUUCGCCCCUUUUUCCUUAUCACUUUUGUGUGCUGUUAAAUACAAUUUAUUUUUUAUUAAUAUUACCACGAGUAAAAAAAGUACCGUUGACACAGACAGAGGCAAUUGUGUAAUUUUAUUUCAUUAAUUUCCAAAUGAACAAUUAAUUUUUAAUAAUAUUUUAGAUUCAAAUGAAUGAAUUGAUUUCAUAAUAAUGGUUAUUUUGAAAUAUCUUUUUUUAAAAGAAAUUUUUAUCUAAUUGGUACUUUAGGGAAGUCAAUUUUUGAUAUUUCAUGCGGUUUUAAUAAUAAUUGGGAAAACGUAGGGAUUAACGGACAAAUAUUUACGGCGUACAAAUUUCAUGAUUUUACAUUUUUGUAACUUAUAUGUUUUCUACUAGAAAUAUUGCUUAAAAAAAAAAAGAAACUAGAAACCUAUCUUUUUUUAAAUUUUAAUGUAGUUGAUGAGUAGAAAAUUGAAACCGAAAUAAACGUAGGAAGAACGGGAAAAUUUACGAACAUAAUGUUUUUGGUUUUUUUUUUAAUGUGAUUCAGUAAAAAUAUCCGCAGACUUGAAAUUUGGACGUGGUCAAAUUUUCUAAACCUUAUAGUAAUUUUUAAGCCAUUUAUAGACAUUUAAAUUUUGCCCAUUUUUGUGGGAGUGGGAGUAUUAGAUUGGAGCAAGAUUUUUGGUUGAAAAUUUCGUAGAUAAACCAAUACAUUCCUCACUACGCUCAGAAUCUAAAAUUGCCAUAACCCGAGGAACGAGAAAAAUAAUGUGUGUACGAAAAAUCACAAAACGUUUUAUCAGUCGUAUGUGAUGACCAAUUUUAAGUAUUGUGUUAUAUUGUUUUCAUUGCAAUUAGACGCCUGCUCAGUCUGGAAGGUAUUCUUCCACAGGAAUCCGCGUUUAAUAAUAAUUAAUAAAAAUGUUACUUAGUCUUGUGUGCGUUUUGAUGAAUCGUAACGUAGCUCCCGUUGUUUUGAAUCGGUAAAUUUAACAAUAAUUAUGUAAAGACUCUUAAUAAAAAAUUCACGUGAACACAAAUCGAUAAAAUUAAGAUUUUAUAUUAGUCUCGUAUUUUUAUUUUGUUGUAUACAGUAAUGAGCCACAAGUUAUCUGUACUGUUGUAGCACACAAUGUUAUACUUAUACUAAUAGAUACUUAAGCAAAAAUCACUCGAAUACAUACCUGCCAUUAAACAUAAUUGGAUAACAAAGAUACGUCAUUACGGCGUGUUUGCCAAGGCUACCCGAUAAUUGCAUUGACUAGCCAAAAGUUUAAUUUAAAACCAUUAUUCUAAACGUAGGUAAUUGAACUAGUGUGACCGGACAUCAAGUGGUAUAGUUGUCCCGUUCUUGAAAAACCGUUCUUCAAAGAAAAUCUUUAUUUUCUGAGAUUUAAAGUAAUUGUUCUAUAUUCACUGUAAAUUGUAUUGUCUAGAUAUACUUAACUUUGAAUGUUUAUAUUGCAUAAAAGUAAAAUUAUUCCAAACCAGGAAUGGUAAAACGUUAUUAAAUAAUUUUAUCAUUGAGCGAGGGACGUAAACGGGGGUUUUAUCGAUUCCGUUGGAUUUCCAAUAGAAAUGUUAUAUAUUAUGUUGAUUCAGACAAACUAUUUUACAUGUUAAUUCUGCUGAAUAUGCGUUCGUCUCCUAUACAGUUAUUAUAAAUUAACCUUAGAUUAAUAAUAUUAAUUAUGAACAAACUUAUAAAACAGAAAUUAUAGAUACCUAAUCUGUAAGUAUUAUAAUCAUUUAAUUACAUAAAAUUUACAUUUAUUACUUUUGUAUUAUAAUGAUAGGUUUUUUUUUCGUGUAUGUCAUACACUAUAACUGCAAUUUUCAGUUAAUCCAUAGUUAAAAUAACAAUCUAUAUUAUUUAAGAGUACUUGGUGCGUACAAUAAAAAAUAAUGUUUGUACCGGUUUCGUCGAUCCUCAUAUCCAGCGUUACCAUAAAAAUUUCUAAAAUAACGAAACGUCAAAAAAUUUAAACUUUUUAUAUUUUAUUCUACUUUACCACUUCAAAUUUAAAAUUGCAUUAUCUCAAAUGAUAAAAUAUUUGUAGAUGGUACAAAUGUGCUUCUGUAACCGUAUUAUGGUUCUUAUAUGUUUACUAAUAGUUAUUUUAUAAACAGUCGGCGGAAUGUAAAUUGUAAAUUAAUCGCGGUGUAGAAAUAUAAAUACGACAAAAAAAACUUAUACGGCUUUACCUAAUGAAAAAAGAAAUCCUUAAAUCGUAAUAACUAAUCUACUCUUAUAUAAUAUGAAUUUGUGGUGUUUUUUUUUUUUUUUUUACAACAGGGGGCAAUUAGAUGAAUCGGGUGUACACAGUUCAAAUUUUUUUUUUUCAUAUUUAUAUAAUUUUAUACACGAGUAUUUUAUAUCCAACUACGUACUAGUAACAUAACGUUUAAAGUUAAAAUUAUUAUAAUUUAUUUAUAUUAAUAAUUUAUUACAUUUUGGUUUGGAUAUUUGUUACACAUUUGCUUUUUUGGAUAGGAAAAUAUCACGGUCGCACCAGUUUUAUCGCUUGUUUUAUUGUUUUCAAACGAGGCGGUGGUUCAAGGUGUUGUGUAUUUAUUGUUGGAUAACGUUGUUUUCGGACAGAUAUCACAUUUUUAAGGUUCGAUGAUAUUAAAUCUAAAUCGGAUAAAGACGUUUAUUUUCUACGCAAUUUUUUGUUUUGUUGUUUUUCUAAUAAUUUAUUUUCACUCUUGCAUGCAUACCUAUGUAUAUCAUUAUUUUUAUUUUUUGUUUGAAUGAAUAUAUUAUUGUAGUUUAUGACGUGAAUUUGUCAGGUUUGUGUAAAUCCUCAAUAAUACUGUGUAUCGUAACGUGCGGUGCGAUUUGAUGUGUACCGUGUACGUGUACAUGUGUAUCUAGUAAAUAAUAUUGUCGUAUACACCUGACGGGCCACCGAUCAAUCUGUUGUUGGGCUGAGAACGACGUUGAUAGUGACGAUUAUCAACGACGUAACGUAUUCCAACGUGGCCCACGUACGCGAUAGUGACCGGCCCUCGGCGGUAUUCAUCGUCGCGGUGGAACACAUGGGAGUCCACGACGCUGUGCAUGUGGAACCCGUCAUAGUGACCGUGGUAGUUUGGUUGUUGUUGUACUCGUGUGCCGUUGAUGGUUCGUGGCGGCAGCGUGUGGUGCACACAGCUGUGAGAAGGUGUAUUAUUGUGUGGCGGAAGCGGUAGUGGAGGGGCUCUCCGGCUACGUGGAAUCCGUCGCCGACGUCGUCUUGUGUUUAGCGCUAGCCACCAAAAAAGAUCGUGUAUCGUGUAGACGAGCGUCGUGGUUACCCUAGUAAUAGUAGUGGUGUGUGAGUAGUACUAUUAUUAUAAUCGAGCGUCAUCACAUUCGUCCCGGCUAUAACUGUUCGCGUUCAUUUCUAAUUUUUUUUCGUUUACCGUUGUUUUCGUCGCGUUUCUGUCGUUCUCGCAACAACAAUGGCACCUAAGAAAUACAACGGAAGAUCGAACAGUAGCUAUAUCGCACCGGCCGCCGUGUUGCCCGAAAGGGGACCAGGUAAUUUUAUUAUAAAUUCGAGUGAUUAAACUCUGCAGAGAAAACGUUUUUGAUAGUUUGUUUUGGAGCAUGCGUUGUGUAGGACGAUGUUAGCGUACUCUGUGGAACAGGUGUGCCGUCCAUGGGAUCUCUUGGAUCGGGCUCAGUGUGGUAGUGAACGCCAAAAAUAUUAUUUUUUUGACUGCGUUACUGUAGACCGCGUCCUCUAUUAUAGCCCCUGCAUUCCGUUCGGUAUUAUCAUACCACUAUUAUGGUUACCAGAUGCGAGCAUCAAUACUAAUCUGCUUUAAAGUUAUUAUGUUCGUUUUCACUGUUGAUUUCCAUACGUGUCACGGACGGCAAAAAAAAUAAUUAUUGUUAUAUAGUAUGUGUUUUUAUGUUCCGUAAAGUUUUUUUUUUUUUUGGAAACGUGGCUGUUUCUAUUACAAAACGAGUUUAUUUCCCUACCUCUCUCUUCCCUGGGUAAACUCGUACACUUAAGGAUUUUAUGUUUAGGUUAGCAAUUUUUACAGUUACCUAUAAAUACAGGUAACUGCUCUACCGAAACGAUGAUGUGGAACAGUAUUUUAUUUUGUUAGAAAUUAAGAUGUAUUCAGAAAUGGUUUAAAUUCAAAAUACUCGUCUUUAAAAUAAAAACUACUUUAUUCUCUCGUCUUACAAUAUUAUUUGAAUCUAAAUAUUAUCGUUAUCUAAAUGUCACUACAAAACAUUAAAGGCAUAUUUUUCAUAAAGAUGUAUUCUAUACACUUAUAUUUAUUGUAAUAGUUUUUUUUUAUAUAUAUAUCUAAAAGUUAUAAAGACUGCAUUUAAGGCACUAUAGAACCUUAAGAUAUGUAUGUAAAAUCCCGAAAUAAUCUAGGUAUCUAAUUGUUUACAGAUGCUGGAAAUUGUGACAAAUUAAACUCUGUAUUUACUUAUAUUUACUUAUAUAUAAUUUAUAAAAUAUUUUAAAAUAUAAAUAUAAAUAAUAGCGUGUAACAGCAUUACAACAUUUGUAAAUUAAAAGCCAUGUACUAGAGUAGUUAGCAUUGAUUGAUUUUCAUGAAAAUGACUAAGCACCCAUAAUAGCUACAUCAAUGGUGUAACCAGAGGGGUAUUGGGGGUUUAGGUGUUAGGGCACUCUUCCCCAUCUGUGUAUUAUAAAUGUAUUGAAAUUUGUUAAAUAUUUUUUUUUUAUUGUAGACAAUGUGACCCCUCUCUCCCCAAAAAAAAAAAAAUAUUUUUGUUGCGUUACUGAUCUGCAUCCUAUGUGCAGUACCCAUGUUUCCUUAUACUAUAAGCUAUUUCAGGACUCAGGAUUUCUGUUUCAUUAUAUAUAUUUAAAAAAAUAUAUACUAAUUUUCUGACUUGUUGGAUACAUUUAAGAGUUAAAGAGUGAGUCUCUUGCCUUUAAUAUUCAACUGUCUACCAUUUGAUUUCCUAAAUUUAUGUAUUAUUUCAAAGAUCAAUUAAUUAUUCUUCAUUUAUUAUCAAUAGUUUAUUUAUGCUAUUUUAUAUUUUCAAUUUAUUUUAUUAUUUAAUAUUUAUACAUUUCUCUACAAAAUUUGUAUAUAUAAUAUAAGAUUUAAAAUAAGCAUAUUUUAUAUUAUUACAUCAUUUGAUAAUAAUUUUUGUUUUACAUAUUUGUAGUCGAGGCAUUGGUGUAUUGGAGAGAUCCUGUAUCAUCGGGCAUUGUUUUUGGUGCUACGCUUGUUGUAUUGCUGUCAUUUAUGUACAUGUCAUUGAUUAGUGUUGUUGCCUAUCUUGCGAUUGUUGUGCAAACUGGAUGCAUUGCAUUGCGUUUAUAUAAAACUGCAUUACAGACAGUUCAAAAAACUACUGAAUCGCAUCCGUUCCAGUAAGUUCAUACAUUUUCUGAAAUUAAAAUUGCAUUAUUAUAACUUAUAUGUAUUAAUAUGUUCUAUAGAGAAUAUCUAGAUAUGGAUAUCAGAUUGCCACAAGAAAAAGCUGAAGAAUUAGGUAAAUUGGCUGUUGUACACAUUAAUGCAGUGUUGGUAGAAUUACGUCGUUUGUUACUUGCUGAAGACUUGGUAGACUCUGCCAAAUUUUUCGGUAUUCUUUGGGUAUUGACAUAUGUAGGUGCUUUGUUCAAUGGUCUUACACUCAUCAUUAUUGGUAUGUAAUAAGACUUUUUUCUUUUCAUGCAUUUCAUUAAAAUUUUCGUUUUUAGGAUUUGUUGCUCUAUUCACAUUACCUAAAGUGUAUGAAAACAACAAAACACAAAUUGAUCAAAACAUUGAACUAGUUAGGAGCAAAAUUGCUGAACUAACUAACAAGUAAGAUUUAAAAUAAUGUCUCAAUAAAAUUUCAGAUUACAAUUAAUAUUGCUUGCAGGGUGCGAGCUGCUAUUCCAAUUGGGAAAAAGACUCCUGAAGCAAAGAAGAAGGAGUAAAUACCUGGACUAUCAAAGCCCAUUUUCUCUUGGCCGAUGAUUAAAAAAAAUUUAGGCCACUUUUUUUUUAUAUAUAUAUAUAAACAUUAUUAGACCAUUGUUCUCCCAGUAAAAUUAAACAUUUAUACUACAUUUUGGAUUAAUUUUUAAUAAAUUAUUAUAUAGUGGAAAAUUGUAUGUAGAUAGUCCUAUCAAUAUUACAAUUUCAUUAUACUUUAGAAUGUAAUCAUGUGAAGACUUGUGAGUUAUUCUUUCAUAUUUUGAUCUGGUCCAGCUUUUGCUCAUUUUACUCUGCCCUCAAAUAUUACAUAAUUAUUAUUCCUUCAGCUAUAUAGCAAAGCAAGCUUAACUUUUAAACAAUGCUAUUUGUUUGUGUAUACUUAUAUUUACUCUGUAAAAUGCGUUAAAGUUAUUUUUUUUUUAUAGAUUUUGUUUUAGAUUCCUAUUUCUAUAUAAAUUAAUAAGUAGGUUUAAUAAUUAUUUUAUAAUUCAAACAGUUAAUAUUAUCGAGUGUAGCUAUAUAUUAUUAUCAUUACAUAAAAGUUUACAAUGUCUUAUUAAAAGCACACUGUUAUUUUUGUUUUCAGUCUGGCAAAAUUAUUAUUUAAAUUGUACAAUUUUAUAACAUUACAAACAAAAAGUACUCUUCAGUGGAAUAUUAUACAUACUAAUGAUUAUUAUUAUUAUUAUUAUUACUAUUAUUAUUAUUAUUAUUAUACUUCUUUUUAAAUGACUAUUUAAAUUUGUAUUUAAAAUCCUAUUGAAUAAUAUAGAUUUCUUUUGCAGUGAUUAUCACUUUAUUUUUUAUUUAUUUAACAUUAAUUUUUAAAUUGUUUUGAACCUUUAAUAUAUUAAUUUAUAUGCUAUAAGUUAAUUUGCUCUAGAUUUAAUUCAUUAUUUAAAAAACUUCUUUAACACAGCAGAGUAAUUUAUAUUUCAUUCACUUAUUAAUUUAUUAGCCCUUUCACUGCUCCAGCCGUACAGUUACAUUCAAAAUAAUUGCUCUAUUUAUUACUCCAGAUUUACUGUUACAUUAUUUUGUAUAGGAAUCAAAAUAAGCAGGAUUAAAACAGUGGUUGUACUAAAAAAACAAAGAGUAAAAUAAUGAAUUGAACAUGUCUGGUAUCCUCAUAUUCGUGGCUAUGAGACAUCUAUAAUUAUUAUCAUAAUAUGUUGGUUACCAAAAUUGUGCAAACAUUUUUUGGUUUUUUUUUUCUGGAGCUUAUACAGUUAGCAAAGCAUAAGUGGUAUAGCAGUGAAAAGGUUAAGUACAGUUAUAUAAUAUGUGAAGUCCUAAUGUUCAUUUGGACAAUUUUGAAAACACUUUUUUAAACUGUAAACAGUAAAAAAUUCCUAGUUAAUAAAAUAAUUUAAACACAUACAUAUUUACAUUUUGGCUAUAUAUUUAUUAUUCUUAAAAUUAUUUAAAAUAACGCUAUUGAUUUUAAUGUUUACCUAUUAAUGUGCAUAGGUUAUUCUAAGUAAUUUUUUACUUCAAAAUUAUUUUUGUAUAACUUUAUUCUGCUAUUAUUGAGAAACUGAUUUGUUGUAGCAAAUACUAGAUAGUAACUAUGUAUUAAAUUAAAUACACAUCAAUAUAUUACAAUGUAAUAAAAUUAUAAUAGCUCAUAAAUGUACAAAUUAUAUUAAUUUAAUUACUAUAAUAGUAAACACAUGGACAUGAUAUAUCUUAUAUCAUCCUAUAAUUAUGAAAAAUGUCCCUAGUGAUUUAAAUAGUUCAGGAACCACUUACAAACGCGAGACAUAACAUAAUGCUUUUAGUAUAACCUAUUUUGUGCCGUUAGUUUUAAUAUUUAAUCAAAUUAACUUAUUACCAAAUUUAAAGGUAAGAAGAUAAUACAUACCAUAGUGUUCAUGUUUUUUCGAUAUUUUAAAUUUUAAGCAAGAUAUAAUCAUUUUUAAAUUAUGAUAUUUAACAUACUCAUAUCUCAUUUAAAAAUUAAAAAUAUUGAAAAAUCAUCAGCACUAGAUUACAUGUAAUUUUAGUAAUAGGUUCAAUUUGCUUUAAUAUUAAAACUAACGGCACAAAAUGUGUCCUACGGUAUACAAAUUUCUUUUAUCUCGUGUUCGUAAGACAGACAGAAGAUGUCAGUGUAGCAUCCUCUUAAUACAUAAUUCUUGAUCAAAUAUCAAAUACAAUUUAAAUCUUUUUCGUCUUUAUUAAGAAUUAGGUUUAAAUUAAAUUUUAAAUAUUACCUAC